Molecule: messenger RNA, 1077 nt
Organism: Closterium sp. NIES-65
Lineage: Eukaryota; Viridiplantae; Streptophyta; Zygnematophyceae; Desmidiales; Closteriaceae
Source: the annotation of a GenBank genome assembly
AUGGCAGUAGUGAUUGAGGCCGCAGAGGAGGGCGGCGUGGAUCCCUUCAUCGCGUACGGCAUCGAAGCUGGUAGCGACGACGAAGACGGGAACUACGACGAUGCAGAUGAUGUUGACGGCGUCCAAGCGGGAAACGACGAUGAGUUGCGCGCAGCGGAGGUUCGCGCUGCGGAAGUGUGCGCGGCGAAGGUUCGGGCGGUGGAGGUUCGGGCGGCGGAGCUUCGGGCGGCGGAGCUUCGGGCGGCGGAGCUUCGGGCAGCGGAGAUUCGGGCGGCGGAGAUUCGAGCGACGGAGAUUCGGGCUGCGGAGGUUCGCGCGGUGGAGGACCGCGCUGCAGCGGUUCGAGCGGCAGAUGUGCGCUCUGCGGAGGCUCGCCAGACGGAGCUGGCGCCGCACACCUCGCAGCCUAAUAACCCGACAGCACCCGUUAGGCUUGCUGGUGCGCACCAUUUCAGGGAAGCACAACAGCUGGAGGCACAAUUGCGUGACCUGCAGAACACGGUCUCCACUCUAAACGCGCAGCUGCAGGAGGCAAGGGCCAGGAUCAAGGCGGUGGAGGCUGAACGCGAUAGUCUGAAAACGCAGUUGGAGUCGAUGCAACGACAGCUUUCAGCGGAAGUCGCUGGAACGAGCUCGGACGUGGGCACCCUUCGGGACCCUUCUGACCCCCUGGUCCGAAUGGAGAACGUCCAAUUCCAACCGCAUUUGGUGCGCAAGUACAUAGCUGAGGGGACCACGCAAGAUGAGUACUACCUCUUCAUGGGCGGGAACAGCAAGCGCAUUGAUCGGGCGCUGAAGGUUGAAUGGCCAUUGGAGAACCACAAGGGCAAGAAGGGCCAUGCAUCUCUGGACAACAAUGAGACCAACAACCGCAACAACGUCCAUGCCAAGACGAGGGUGGUUGCUGCCUGGCUGAAGGAAACCCUUGAAAGGGAGCCUGCCACGUUCAAGAUCGAUGAGCCCAUGGGGUUUGAGAUGGGCAUUGGGAAAGUUAGGAUUUUGAUAGAGGGAUAUGAGUUGUUUUUCUUCCCCUCAGGGGUCGUUCCAACCCCCUGGCCUCCUAUUAACAACAUGUGA